AUGCCGACAUGUCUGGCUCCCUCCUCCGGCCUUCUUCGCCCUUCAGCGCACCCUCAUAGCCUCAUUCUCACCGAGGAACGGAAGGCGCAAGUGCUCACCGCGCUGCACAAAACCACGUCCCUCAUUCCUCGCAUAUUGUCGAAUCAAAAGCCGACGCCUGGUGUUGUCGCUCCGCGGGAGUCUCUGGCGUUCUGGCAGGACGUGCUGAGCGGUGUGUAUGAGGUUCUGACACUAUCGUCGGAGCAGCGAGCGAAGGAUGUUGUGAGGAUUGCAGUGUACGGUAUGGAUGAGCUGUCGGGAGCGGGCGAGCUGGUGACUGCUCUGCUCGAAGAUCCGUUUGCCUCAGACGAGCAGAAGCGAAUACUCCGGUCUCGCUGGGAGAUUCGGUGCGUGUCUUUCGCGGCGUUCGUGUUUGUGUUCACGUACAGCAGGUAUGGGACCUCGGAGUCAAGUGCCGAAGACGUCAUUGCCCUCGAGUCUCCGUGGCUUCGCCAGUUCGGCGUGCCCGUCGAAAUCGCUGAGUUCAAAACCUCAAAACUCUCGCAGCUGGUGUCUGGCCAGGAGGUUUCGAAAGCAAUAUACACGGCCGACGUCGUGGUAGUGCUUGCAACCCUGUGUCCACCGCUCUGCCUUCCGUUCCUUCCUCCGCAUCCUCACUCCCUCUAUCUCGUGAAGGCACCGUCCUCGCUGUCACCUCAGCUCUUUCCCAGCAUCAACAGCAACAUCGGAAGCAGCAUAAUUGCAUCACUCGCCUUACAGCCGGCAUUGCAUGUCGUGUUUGUCGACCCAACACGCGCCGUGCAAGGGCUGGACGCUUUCUCAUCCGGGCUGGCAUCAGCAUCCUCCGUAGAGCGGUAUCAGGACAAUUCUCCGGUCCAAGACAUCCUAUCCUCUUCUACAACAACCGUCGAAGUGCACAUCCAGACCGGUCGCGCGCUCAUUCUCGACGCCUCCAUGAAUACUCUGCGCGUGCAGAUGGAGGAGGCGAAGGCGAAGGUCCACCUCGAGGUAUUCGGAAACGAGCAAAAGGGCGCCGACGAGAUCGUCAAGGCCCUCGCCCACGCGAAGAGCUCCGUCAAGGCGACCAUGGACGCUUUGCAAUGGUACAAACUCUCUGGCGCGUCGACGAUGUCGCGAGGUCGUCACCGCGGCCGUAGACCGGGCAUGCUCGUCUUCCACGCCGGCCGCCUCGCCGCGCUCCAAACCUCCUUCACCGACGCCGCCACCGCGCUCUGCCGCACCUUCCCGCCCUCCUCCGCCUACCACUCCCCCGUGCUCCUCAACGCCCUCGCCCGCCUCUCCAGCGCCCCCGCUUUCCCGCUGCCCCCCUCCACGCUCACCGCGCCGCUGCACGCGCGCCAGGCGCAGCUCGCUCACCCGACCGCCCGCUUGCACGCCGCCGCCCAGCGCGCCGUGCUCACGCUCGCGGGGAGCACCCUCGGCGGCCUCGGCGUCGCCUGGGCGGGCUGGGCGUCGGAGCUCCGCGUCCUCGACGUCGGGCUCGGGGCGGAGACCGCGCUCGGGGCGGGCAUGCUUGGGGCGGCGCUCGGGGUGCGCUGGGCCGUCGGCGCGUGGGAGCGCGCGAAGCGGCGGUGGUGGCGGGACUGGGGCCGCGUCGGGGAGGGGCUCGAGCGCGAUCUCAGGGUCGCCUUGAUCCAGACGAUGGAACAGCGGGUGACAAGUGUCUCAGACGCUGCGUGUUUGGGGCUGGAGGGCAUGGUUGUCAAACGGAAGGCAGAAGUAGGAGAGCUGAAGGAGGAGAUUGAGGCUCUGGGACAGACAAUUCAAGCGGCGAGCCGUUGA
Messenger RNA from Epithele typhae, 1803 nucleotides. RefSeq lists its product as uncharacterized. The record is from RefSeq and is a predicted model, not a curated record. NCBI's taxonomy places the organism in Eukaryota, Fungi, Basidiomycota, Agaricomycetes, Polyporales, Epitheliaceae. The transcript is spliced from 8 exons. Bases 1 to 1803 code for a protein of 600 amino acids.